Messenger RNA from Nothoprocta perdicaria, 2692 nucleotides. RefSeq names its product HGF activator (gene HGFAC). Gene Ontology annotation, biological process: blood coagulation; zymogen activation. Gene Ontology annotation, molecular function: serine-type endopeptidase activity; calcium ion binding. NCBI's taxonomy places the organism in Eukaryota, Metazoa, Chordata, Aves, Tinamiformes, Tinamidae. The record is from RefSeq and is a predicted model, not a curated record. Gene Ontology annotation, cellular component: extracellular region; rough endoplasmic reticulum. The transcript has 14 exons. The coding region runs from base 64 to 1827 and encodes 587 amino acids.
GCUUCAGCACAGCCCGGCAAAGCAGCCCGUGCCGGGCAAGACCCGAGCGAGAGGGAAGCAGAGAUGAGAGCUGGGGCCCUCCUCACUCUUGCCCUGGCUUUGACUCUGUGCAGUGACGGUUUCAGGAUGCACUACAAAUCUGGGGCACGAAGCGGCUCAAAACAUGAGUUCACUCGCCCACAAGUGUUUACAGAGGAUGGAAUUUUGUGCAAAUUUCCUUUUCGGUAUGGUGGACGGUUUUACCACUCGUGUGUAUCAAAUCACUUUUCCCGAAGGGAAUGGUGUGCAACGACACAUAACUAUGACCGUGACAGGCAGUGGGGAUACUGUGCUUCGUCAUCUGAAGACCACUCAGCGUUUCUGGAUCCCUGUGCAAGCAGCCCUUGCCAGAACGGCGGGACCUGUUUCUCUGCCCGUGGCCGCCGGCGGUACCACUGCGCCUGUCCCGAGGAGUUCACAGGAAAGGACUGUGAGAUGAAGAAGUGUUUUGAUGACAGUCUCCAUGAGUUCUUCGAUGUGGACAUGAGCUGGUCGAGGGCCCGACAAGGAGUGGUGGAGCAGUGCACGUGCACGGACAGCCAGAUCAAGUGCCAGAAAACUGAACACCAAAGUUGUGCUCAAGAUCCUUGCCUGAAUGGUGGCGAAUGUAAAAUGAUCACCUUCAAUAGGAAAAUAGUCUGUGACUGCAAAGGAGAAUUUGUAGGGAAGUACUGCAAUAUUGUUCCCAGCCAUCGUUGCUACCUUGGCAAUGGUACCGAAUACAGAGGUACUGUGAAGACGACAAUUUCUGGACACAGAUGCUUGCCCUGGAAUUCAGAUUUACUUUACCAAGAGUUUCACGUCAACAGUGUUGAAAAAGCAAUUCUGUUAGGCCUGGGACCUUUCUCUUACUGCAGAAAUCCAGAUGAGGAUGAGAAACCGUGGUGUUACAUCAUGAAAGACAACAGUUUGUCUUGGGAAUAUUGUAAUGUUCCAUCUUGUGCAAGCAGGGAAAGGAGGCCACCAGCUCCAGAUAAUGUGGAAAAUUUUGCAGUUGUUAGAAGACCAUGUGGGAGAAGACACAAAAAAAGAAGUUUUGUGAGACCCAGGAUUGUUGGGGGAUCUUCAUCUUUGCCUGGAUCUCAUCCCUGGACAGCAGCUAUAUACAUUGGAGACAGUUUCUGUGGUGGAAGCCUUAUUCAGACUUGCUGGGUGGUGUCAGCAGCACAUUGCUUUGCUAACAGUCCACCAAAAUCCACUAUUAGAGUAGUUCUGGGUCAGCAUAUAUUUAAUAAAACGACUGAUGUAACGCAAACAUUUGAAAUAGAGAAAUACGUCUUACAUCCUGAGUAUUCUGUGUUCAGCCCUACUGACCAUGAUAUUGUUUUGAUUAAGCUGAAGAAGAAUGGCCAACGUUGUGCCGUCAAGUCCCAGUUUGUCCAGCCCAUCUGCUUACCAGAAAGUAGCACCGUUUUCCCUGAGCAGCACAAAUGUCAGAUUUCCGGAUGGGGACACAAGCACGAGAAUAUAUCUGGUUAUUCACAUAUCCUGCAAGAAACUCUGAUACCAAUUAUUUCUGAGGAAAAAUGCAGAAGCCCUGAGGUUUAUGGAACAGAAAUCAAUGAGAAUAUGUUCUGUGCUGGAUACUUCGAUAGCAAGACUGAUGCUUGCCAGGGAGAUUCGGGUGGACCUCUGGCUUGUGAGGAAAAUGAAAUUUCUUACCUGUAUGGAGUUAUCAGCUGGGGAGAUGGCUGUGGCAGAGUCAACAGACCUGGAGUAUACACACGAGUGACCAACUACGUAAACUGGAUUAAUGAGCGGAUAGCCCCCCGCAAAAGCGCAAGCUGAGCCCUUCAGCGAGCUGCCACUGCAAGCAACACGCAGGAGUCUUCCAGUUUCGCUAAGCUGGCAUUAAUAUUUUAUUGUAAAAUAAUAUGAAAACUGUCAUAGUAAUUCUUUGAAUUUUCAAAACUUAUCCUUAAAAGUAGGCCUAAUGCAGCUGAUGUCACUCUCUCUGGUCUAGAAUUGUGGGGCUGUGGAUAGCUACAUMUAUGAGCCUGUCUUUAUGUGGCCUCGUGGUACCAAAGCCACACUGAUUGAUCUCUGCCUGGUGGGCUACAUAGAAUGAGUUAUUUGAGUGUUUUCGGCCAGUUUCUUAUGAAGAUACCAGACCUCAUAGCCAGGCCAUAACAACAUUGUCCUCAUAGUCUUAGCCAAGUUUCAGGAAAUAAAAUAAAAAAGAGGAAUUGCCAGAAUGAAAUUCUCUUCCCCUUGGAAGYGAUCCCUCAAUGUUCAUGCUGAGCGACACCAAUGGAGUGAUGCAGAUCAAGCUGCUCCCCAGCUCACGGCAGCAAGCCAAUUCUGGGGGAAAAGAAAAAACAGAGGAUUUAGGCUUUGGUUCAACAAAACAUGUUAGCACAUUUUUAUGUUCCACUGACACAAAAUUAGGAUGCUGUGCUUCAGGGCUCUGCUGGAUCUGGUCUGCARUUUUCCAGCACGGUUAAUGUAACACCUCCCAAGAGCAAGUUUACUGCAGAAAUUGCUCUUUGAUUGUCUGCAGAGAUGACUGCAGACUCAGAGGAGCCUUUUGUUUGAUAGUGCCAGCAGGAUCUUCAUGGGCUUCUUCUUUGUGGUGAAUUAUUUUGGUAGCCCAGAGAAACUCUGUUAAGGAAAAAUAACCAAAAACUGAAUUUGUGUGCGGACAAAGAUUUAA